Molecule: messenger RNA, 1651 nt
Organism: Dermatophagoides farinae (American house dust mite)
Lineage: Eukaryota; Metazoa; Arthropoda; Arachnida; Sarcoptiformes; Pyroglyphidae
Biological process (GO): ubiquitin-dependent protein catabolic process
Cellular component (GO): cytosol
Molecular function (GO): polyubiquitin modification-dependent protein binding
Source: RefSeq, a predicted model, not a curated record
UUGAUGAUGAUGAUGAUGUUAAUCUAAUAAUUGCUGUUAGUUAUUAGAAAGGAAUUUUUUCGUUCUUUACUUUAAUUUGAAAUUUCACUACGACUUUGAAAUAUUGAAUACGAAGAAUUUUGUUGCUGUUGUUGUUGUUGCUGUUUCCUAACUUGCUUGUUCAGCAUCAACAUCUCAUCUCAAACAAACGAUCUCGUUUCUUUCUUCCUCGAUUCUGAUUAUUUAUCUGAUUAAUAUUGAAAAUGGAUAAUAAUAAAAACUAUGUAAUCAUCUGUAAUAAAAUCGAUUCAUUAUUAUUCAAAGAAAUGAAACAAAUGGAAGUGACAAACAUGUCUUGCACUGUUGAUGAAUUGGCCAUUCAGAUUGCCGAAUUAUGGAAUCUGGAAAAACAAACAUUUGAUGUUGUAUGUUUUGGUAAAUUAUUGGAUUCUUCAAAAACUUUGGAUUUUUAUGGCAUUGAAAAUGGAACGAUGCUUUAUUUGUUAAAGAAAAAAACUACGGCUUUAAAUCAUCUAGUGGAUAGUAAAGAUUCACAGAAAUCAAACAUUGUUGAAACAAACAAUAUAUCAUCAGCACAUUCAUCAUUUGCAUUCACCACUGAACAACAAGGUCAAUGUAUUGCAUUGAAAAGUGCUCUAUUAAAUUCAGCUUUUAGACAAGUUAUUGAAAAUCUAUCAGAUUUUGAUAAUCGUGAAAAUUUAAUGACCGUCAAUCAUGAACUUCGAAAUGAUCCAUCAUUGUUUGGCGUUUUAAGUGAUUCUGAACUAUUACAUGCAUAUAUAAAUAAGAAUAAUGUAAAAAAUGUAUUGAAACGAUAUCCAUAUUUUUUAGAAGUUGCUACACAUGUAUCAGCAACGUUCCAUGAGGAAAUUAAUUCAUCUGCAAUGCAUCAAAGUCUUGGUUAUCGUGGAUCAUUAUUGAACUAUUCAAUCGAUGCUAUAUCUGAAGAUGAAGAAAUGGAUGAAAGUGAAACAUCUUCGAUUUCUUCGACAAAUACAAAUGGUUCAAUGCGUCGAUUAAGUGAUCCAUCAUCAUCAUCGUUUGCAUCGAUGUUGAUGCAAGCCUAUAAUCAUCAUAAUCAGAAUCGUCAAUUAUUGCAACAACAACACUCGUCUAGUGGUGGCGGCAAUAAUUCGACAAUAAUCACACAAGACAUGUUAAGGCAAGCCCUACAAUCGACAUCUUCAUCGUCAAAUAUACCAAACAUGAUUGGUGAAAUGUCAUCAUCAUCAUCAUCAUCAUCACACCAUCAACAUCAUCACCAUCAUCAAGAUCAUCACCAUCAUCAGCAAUCUCAAUGUGACACAUUUCCAAAUAUUGCAACAAAUCAAGAUCGUUCAAAUAAUGAAUUAUCGGAAAUGAUGAUCACUAGCCGUGAUAGUACUCGUUGUAAUACACCACAACCAAUGCCGGUUCCCGCUGCUGCUGCUGUAAAUCCGAACAAUGAUAAUCGAACACCAGCACAGAUUCUAAUUGGUUGGGCACCACAAUUACGUCAAAUGCGUGAAUUAGGUAUAACCGAUGAUAUUGUUGCCAUUCAAGCAUUGGAAGCAACUAAUGGUGAUGUACAGGCAGCGAUCAAUAUUAUUUUUAGUGAUAUGUCUUGAAACAAAAAGAAAUUAUUAUCUUAUUAUCAAUUUAAAAAAAAAUA